AUGACUUCUCCAGCAUAUAGUCAGCCUAUUCAACAAACGCAACAAGCAGGAGCAGGAGGAUAUGCUCAGCCAGGAUAUUCCCAACCUGCUUCUCCAGGUUAUGCUCAACAAGGCUACUCUCAGCCAGGAUAUUCUCAGCCAGGAUACACCCAACCACCUCCAGCAUAUGGACAGAGUCCAAUGCAGCAAAUGACAAAUCAGUUUGGAAACAUGAAUGUAGCAGCUGCACCACCUAUGGCCGCACGUACAGUAUCUUUGAUGGGCGUUCCUCCCUUUAUUGCUGAUCUGCAUGCUCCUCAGCCUCCAAUCCAUUUGCCUCCUCACGCGUCCAUUACGGACUCACCUUACGCUAAUGCCGACUCUUCUUACAUGUGUUCUACUAUAAAUGCAGUCCCUUCGAGCGAAGCUCUUCUCAAGAAAUCCAGACUUCCUCUUUCUCUUGUAUUAGCACCUUACAGAAGAGUUCAAGAUGGAGAUGACGAGGUUCCUGUAGUGACAGACUCUGUAAUUUCUAGAUGUCGUCGUUGCAGAACAUACAUCAACCCAUUUGUAACCUUUGUUGAGGGUGGACAGCGGUGGAAAUGUAACAUGUGUUUCCUUUUGAACGACGUUCCUGCUGCCUUUGAGUUUGAUUCUCAAACACAGCAACCGGCUGACAAGUGGAAGCGCGCCGAGCUGAACUAUUCUUGUGUUGAGUUUGUUGCUCCCACCGAAUAUAUGAUCCGUCCUCCUCAGGCUCCUGCUUAUGUAUUUGUAAUUGAUGUAUCUUACUCUGCCGUCCAAUCAGGCAUGCUUGCUACUGCUGCCCGUACCAUCUUGGACUCUCUUGAUCGCAUUCCUGAUGAUGAGAAACGAACAAAGAUCGCUUUCAUCACAGUUGACAGCUCUUUACACUUUUACAAUCUCAAUGCCAACCUUACUGAACCUCAAAUGCUGGUCAUGUCUGACCCUGACGAUAUUUUCCUCCCUCAGCCCUCUGAUCUCUUAGUAGGCUUGAGUGAAAGUAAGGCUGUUAUUAGUGCCUUGUUGGAGAAAUUGCCCGAAAUGUUCAAAGAUACAUUGGUGGUUACCAAUGCAUUGGGAAGUGCUCUUCAGGCUGCUCAUAAGCUGGUGUCUCCUAAUGGUGGUAAGAUCGUGUGCCUUCAAUCUACGUUGCCUACAGUUGGCACUGGCGCAUUGAAGCCUCGUGAGGAUGUGAAGCUUUUGGGAACUGCAAAGGAGACGGUUUUGUUGAAUGCUGCUUCACCAUUUUACAAGUCGUUUGCUGUCGACUGUUCUCGUUCUCAAGUAGCCUGCGAUAUGUUGAUUUUCGGUGGACAAUAUUCUGAUGUAGCAACUCUUAGCUGUCUUCCUCAUUAUACUGGUGGUCAGACUUAUUUCUACCCUGGAUUUAAUGCCAGUCGUAGUGAAGACGCCCUCAAGUUUGCCCAUGAAUUCUCUGAACUCUUGGCUGAACGUAUUGGUCUUGAAGCUGUCAUUCGUAUUCGUUCCUCGCGUGGUCUGCGUAUGAGCGCAUUCCAUGGAAACUUCUUUAUUCGCUCUACCGAUUUACUUGCUCUUCCCAACGUACCCCGCGAUCAGUCAUACUGUGUUGAGGUCUCUAUUGAAGAUGAUAUUAAGACAUCGACCGUAUGUUUCCAGACUGCCUUGCUUCACACCACUUGCUUUGGUGAACGUCGCAUUCGUGUCGUAACUCUUUGUCUUCCGGUUACAAGCAAUAUGUCCGAGCUGUACUCGAGUGUUAAUCAACAAGCAGUGGCUGCUUAUCUUGCUAAUAAGGGUGUUGAACGUGCACUCUCUUCCAAGUUGGAUGAUGCGCGCGAUGCCAUUGUUAACAAGUUGAUAGAUAUGAUGGGUGUUUAUAAGACCCAUGUAUUGGGUUCAGGACAGGGUGCUACACCUCAGUUGACUGCACCAGAUAACAUGAAGAUGUUGCCUGCCCUUGCCUUUGCAUUGAUCAAACAUGAUGCUUUGCGUCAGACUUCGCAAAUUCCAACUGACUUGCGAUCAAAUGCAAUGAAUUUGCUCCGUACCAUGCCUAUACAGCUACUUCUCCCUUACAUAUAUCCUAAUUUCUACUCUCUCCACAACAUGCCACCAAAUGCGGGUGAAAUGUCAGAAAACGGAGUGGUGUUCCCACCUACGAUGAACCUGACAGCAGAGAAGCUUGAAGCUCAUGGCUGUUACUUGCUUGAAACCGGACAGAAUAUUUAUCUGUUUGUUGGGCGUGGUGUUGUUCCUCAGUUAUGCGUUGACUUGUUUGAUACCAAGUCUUAUGAAGGAUUGCGAGCAGGAAAGAUCACAUUACCUUCGCUUGAGACCUCGUUAAACAGAAAGGUCAACCUUCUGAUUGCCAAGAUCCGUGAAAUGCGUCGUGGUAACUACUAUCCUCAGCUCUACCUCAUUAAGGAAGAUGGUGACCCUGCUCUGAGAAUGUGGUUUAUGUCCCACCUCUUGGAGGAUCGCACUGAUAAUGUGAUGAGUUACCAACAAUUCCUCCAACAUGUCAAAGACAAGGUGAAUUAUAAACCAAACAAAUAG
This is a messenger RNA of Phycomyces blakesleeanus NRRL 1555(-), 2541 nucleotides long. RefSeq lists its product as hypothetical. The record is from RefSeq and is a predicted model, not a curated record. Gene Ontology annotation, molecular function: SNARE binding; zinc ion binding. Gene Ontology annotation, cellular component: COPII vesicle coat; endoplasmic reticulum exit site. The transcript is spliced from 12 exons. Gene Ontology annotation, biological process: intracellular protein transport; COPII-coated vesicle cargo loading; endoplasmic reticulum to Golgi vesicle-mediated transport. The coding region runs from base 1 to 2541 and encodes 846 amino acids. Lineage: Eukaryota; Fungi; Mucoromycota; Mucoromycetes; Mucorales; Phycomycetaceae.